AUUACAAAGUGGGAUGAACCUGCAGAUUUGCUUCGUGAACGACAGCGGCAGCGACAAGGACAGCGAUGCCGACGACAGCAAGACAGAAACCAGCCUGGACACGCCGUUGUCGCCCAUGAGCAAGCAGAGCUCGUCCUACUCCGACAGAGACACGACGGAGGAGGAGUCGGAGUCCCUCGACGACAUGGACUUCCUCACCAGGCAAAAGAAACUCCAAGCUGAAGCCAAAAUGGCCUUGGCUAUGGCAAAGCCCAUGGCCAAAAUGCAGGUCGAGGUGGAAAAGCAGAACAGGAAGAAAUCACCGGUAGCGGAUCUUCUGCCACAUAUGCCUCAUAUAAGUGAAUGCCUGAUGAAGAGAAGUUUAAAACCCACUGACCUAAGAGACAUGACUAUCGGGCAGCUACAAGUGAUAGUCAAUGAUCUCCACUCACAGAUAGAAAGCUUGAACGAGGAGCUGGUGCAGCUGCUGCUCAUUCGGGACGAGCUGCACACGGAGCAGGACGCCAUGCUGGUGGACAUCGAGGACCUGACCAGACACGCCGAGAGUCAGCAGAAGCACAUGGCAGAGAAGAUGCCGGCAAAAUGAACCCCGGGGCCCCGGGAGCAGAGCUGGAGCGAGACUUCAUUUUGCUUCUGUGUGUGUCCAAGCGCUGAUGUCCACGGUGGCGCGCAAGAAAAAAAACAGUGUUAGUCAUUGACCAUGUCUGAAGCUUUAUGUCCGGUGAUUGGCCUCUGCUUCUUAAUUUAUUUUAAUUUUUUUACUCGUGCCACUAAAUAUCAGGCAUUUUAAUAAUAUUAUUACGAAAAAUGUACAGUACUUAUAACAUUAUAAAUCAUGGGUGAGAAGAGAGGGUAGUUUAACUUUAUUUUCGUUUGUUUAGAGAUUUUCAGUUGAACGAUAUUUUACCAUUGACUACUUUUUUAUUCUUCACUGUAGUUUUAAAAUAAAGAAACUGUACUUGACGGUGCUAUACAAGUCAAAAAAAUACAUGCCUGCCUCGUAGUGAAGUUGUAGCUUUCAGUAAUAUGUAUAUUUUAAUCAGUUUUCAACAUUUUGUGAAUGUUGACUACCUGACAUUCAUUUUUAGAUGUGCUAUUAACAUUCGGUUGGAUUCAGAGAGUUACCUUGAAAGUUUUAUGUAUAAAUAUGUAAAAUAAAAAUUUUAAAAAUUGUUUCAUAUGAUACGUCUUUUUGUUGCCUAGUGGUUGACU
Molecule: messenger RNA, 1212 nt
Organism: Fulmarus glacialis (Northern fulmar)
Lineage: Eukaryota; Metazoa; Chordata; Aves; Procellariiformes; Procellariidae
Gene: SCHIP1
Product: schwannomin interacting protein 1
Exons: 5
Biological process (GO): positive regulation of hippo signaling
Cellular component (GO): cell junction; plasma membrane
Source: RefSeq, a predicted model, not a curated record